AUGGGCAAGAAGCCGGUCGAGAGGGAGGAAAUCAGUACGAUCUUCAUGGUCGGCUUUCCGGACGAUAUCAGCGAACGCGAGUUUAGCAACAUUUUCACCUUCGCCCACGGGUUCGAAGCCGCUUCCCUGAAAUUCCCCAACGCACCCUCGAAUGCGAGUCCGAGCAAGAGGGAUGGAGACGAUGCGAAGGAUGACGACGAAUCGAUGAUUGGUGGGACCGGGGGCGACCCUGUUCGUGCGCUCUCUGCAGCCGCGGCAGCGGCUCUCGGUCUUGGAUUGGGCCAGAACUCGACAGCUUCGUCCUCGACGACGUCUCUUGUCGGCAUGCUAAACUCUGUCAAUCGGGGACCGCCUCGUCGACAAGUGAUAGGUUUUGCCAGGUUUCGUACGAGGGCAGACGCCUUGGUCGCGCGGGACACGCUUCAAGGUAGAAAGAUUGACGUCUUUUCCAGCGCCACCCUCAAAGUCGAGAUGGCGAAAAAGAACCUCCACUCACGGAGAGGUUUCGGA
Filobasidium floriforme is the source of this 510-nucleotide messenger RNA. RefSeq lists its product as uncharacterized. The record is from RefSeq and is a predicted model, not a curated record. The annotation marks the transcript as partial. The transcript is spliced from 3 exons. Gene Ontology annotation, molecular function: mRNA binding. NCBI's taxonomy places the organism in Eukaryota, Fungi, Basidiomycota, Tremellomycetes, Filobasidiales, Filobasidiaceae.